AUGAAUUCGAUAUCACGUGCAGUCACCUCGCGAUUUAACGACAUCUCCAACAAACGACAACGACUUGUCGGUGAAGGCAAAGAUUCGGAUUUCGUAAAUCCUAGCUGGAUGGACCCAACAACUAGCGAUUUUAACUGCUUUGAACCACCUGAGCUAAUAAUCUCUGAAGAGGACUGGAAUGAGACUACCUCAAUAGGCCCAAAAGUAGAGAAGCCGAAGAUGAUCUUAGAAGUAAAGGCUUCAAAUAAUAUUUCCAAAAAGGUUACAUCGGUCGUCCGACGACUAUCACCAUUUGGUAGUAGUAACAAUUUGUCAAAAGAGAAGGAAGAGGAAAAACAUGAUGGAAAUGAGGAGAAGAAAUCGCAAAAAAUUUUUAAAGAAACGCGUGGAAAAAUGGAUAGAAUCAAGAAAUCAUUCAAAACGAACGAACGUCAACAACUAAUCGAUUCGGAUGAAGAACAGUAA
Messenger RNA from Necator americanus (New World hookworm), 465 nucleotides. RefSeq lists its product as uncharacterized. Lineage: Eukaryota; Metazoa; Nematoda; Chromadorea; Rhabditida; Ancylostomatidae. The transcript is spliced from 5 exons. The record is from RefSeq and is a predicted model, not a curated record. The coding region runs from base 1 to 465 and encodes 154 amino acids.